Cyprinodon variegatus (sheepshead minnow) is the source of this 2503-nucleotide messenger RNA. RefSeq lists its product as uncharacterized. Gene Ontology annotation, cellular component: nucleus. The record is from RefSeq and is a predicted model, not a curated record. NCBI's taxonomy places the organism in Eukaryota, Metazoa, Chordata, Actinopteri, Cyprinodontiformes, Cyprinodontidae. The transcript is spliced from 15 exons. Gene Ontology annotation, molecular function: ubiquitin-protein transferase activity. The coding region runs from base 136 to 2187 and encodes 683 amino acids.
AGGGAGGCCUCUUCUCUGGGGCUAAAACUUGAAGAGUAAAUAGGAAACCUGCAAGGAAUGAGCAGGUUAACUGCAGAGAAAACCUCUGAUGAGAUAGACCUGUGAAGUGCUAGAAGUUGUUUUGAUCGGAACAAGAUGAGGCUGUGUGACAGAAGGCCUGCGUAUCUGGUAAUCACAGAGAACAUUGAGAUGAGGCUCUUCUCUUCAGAAGAAGUAUGUGAGAUGGUGACCACACAGGAAAAAAAGGAGGAAAACGCCUUUGAACAGAGGUACAGGUACUUGGAGCAUCCUUUGGCCCCAUACCCAGAGGAGGAUGAAAAUCUGCUUGAUGAGAUAAAACCAAAGCAGCAGCAAAAAAAUAAAACUAAACCCUCUGUCUGUGAAGAGACCCUCUGUUGCUCGCAUAUUUUUGAUUUGGUAGAAGACGCAGACAUUGAGAUGGAGUCUUUUCCCCCCAUCAGACUUUCCGAUAUCGAGCUGGUGGAGAUGAAAUCCAGUGAUUCUGCCUCUGACACCCCGUCGUCCCCAAACAAAGCUCGUCAUGUUAAAUGGAAGAAACUGAAUCCACAAAAGAUCCGCCAUGUGGUAAAAGAUGUCAUCUGUCUACCAAGAGAACACUACAUGGCACAGUUGGAGGGAUUAAUAACUCCACAAGAAUCUGCUCUGGCAGACAUGGGAUUGACUGCUCGCAUCACGGUGGACUCCACCUGGUCAGCUGAUCAAAUGGAGGGUCGCCUUGCUUUGCUUUUUCACCGGCAUUUUGUAAGGAAUACGGGACAAAUGUUUUCCUUCACAUAUCUACAGAAGCUGCAGGGCUCCAGGAUGCUCUUUGUCCCUGAAACCCCUGCAGAGGGCUGGACUGGAGAGCAAGUACUUAGGAUCAGUGAACAUGGUGCUUUGUAUAUAUUUAGUCACUACAACUAUAAACAGGCACAGUCUGAAAGUUCACAAAAUAAAUCAGCUGUGUUAAACAGCAAAGGGAGUCAUAGUCCACUGGUAGGACAGAACCAGCCUCAUGUCUGCAGGGCUCCGGAGAAGCUCACACUCAACCUGGACACCAUCCUGAGAUUGUUCAGGCUAGAAUCCAUCAAUGGAAAGACAGAAACAUACAUCAAGGUAUGCAGGGAGGAUGUCCUUUCCACUGCUCUGAAGGAGGUGAGGAAACCAGGAUUCUGCUUCAGGUCCAGACCUGUUAUUACCUUCAGCCAAGAGGAGAUGAAAACCUACGAGGAAGCUUCUACAGAGUUCUUCAGGUUAACUCUCCUGGAGCUGCAGCGCAGCUGUGUUUUUGAGGGACGUCCGGAGCGUUUGUUUUUGACCUAUGACCUCACAGCACUUGACGACAGGAUGUAUUAUGAAGCGGGUGUUCUUAUUGGCUGGUCAUUGGCUCAUGGAGGACCUGGGCCAUCCUGUCUACAUCCUGCACUCUACCAGCUGAUGUGUUGCCAAAGUCCAUGUUUGGAGGACUUUAACUGGAAGGACAUUGUUGAUCCUGAAGCACAACUCCGACUCCAAGAGCUGCACAGUUGCAGCGAUGUGAAGCAACUCUCCCCUGGUCUGUGUGACUGGGUAACAAACUGUGGAAUCCAUGGAAUCCAUUGGGCUUGUUCUAAUGAAAUACCAGCCAUCUAUGCCCGAUUGGUAAAACACUACAUCUACCACAGGGUGGCCAGUAUGAUCUCCCAGUUUAUUGAAGGGCUGAACAGCUGCGGGGAAUUGUGGGAUCUGGUAAAGUCACACUGGGAGACGUUUCUGCCAGUAAUGACGAGUAAAGAACAAAAAGCUCUGAGCUUGGAGGAGUUCAAGCAGCUCUUCACAUUUUGCUUCAGUGAUCCAGACUCUGAGCUGAGAGCAGCUGAGGAGGCCACUGCAGCUCACUGGGAAACAGUCCUCACCAUGGUCAGCGAUGGCGAGGCAUAUUUUUCCUUUGAAGACCUCCUUCUCUUCAUCACCGGAGCUGACCACUUGCCCCCUCUUGGUUUCCCCAAACUGAUCUCCCUGUGUUUUUACUCACAGGAUGCAGGCUCAUCAGCCAUGAAUCUCCCACAUGCUUCAGAGGAAUCUUUAGAACUAUUUCUGCCAAGGGGAGUUCCAGAGGCCUUAGACUUGUUGGUCCUGUUAAACAGAGCCUUGCGCAGGGCUCUGGAAUUAAGACUUAUCCAUGAAGGUGAAACUGGAUUCUCUUAAAAAACUGUGCAAUGAUUGUAAAAAGAACCAAACCAACAUUUUAUGGCAUAUAUGUUGUUCGCAGAAAGCAUCUGCUAAACAUUGUAUGAAAAUUUUAUUGCUUUAACACCUAUUUCUGCAAAGUAUUAUGUGUUUCGUGAUCAUUUAUUUUAAAAAGUCUUUAAAUGUCUGUUAAAUAUGGGAUGUUUGAUUUUUAUUGACAAAAUGACAAAGUUCCCCACUGUUUUGUCUUGUUUUCUUUUUGGAUUGUUUGUCUUGAAUUCUAAUCCGUUUUCCUAGAUGAAAAUUCAAGUCAUGCAUCUCCAAAGUACGCAAA